UUUAGAGUUUCUAUACCUUGGAGGGAAUUUCAUCACUUCCAUUCCACCUGAAUUAGCAAAUCUGCCUUCUCUAAGCUACCUAGUUCUGUGUGACAACAAGAUCCAGAGCAUUCCACCUCAGCUGGCACAGCUGCAUUCCCUGCGUUCCCUUAGCCUGCACAACAACCUGCUGACUUACCUUCCUCGGGAGAUCCUUAACCUGGUUCACCUGGAAGAGCUGAGCUUGCGUGGGAACCCACUGGUGGUUCGGUUCGUCCGUGACCUGACCUACAAUCCCCCAAGCCUUCAGGAACUGGCGGGACGCACAAUUAAAGCUCGCAAUGUUCCCUAUGCUCCCAGUGAUCUCCCGGAGAAUCUUGUCCGGUAUCUGAGCUUGGCCAGCAACUGUCCCAAUCCUAAAUGCGGCG
Messenger RNA from Eurypyga helias (sunbittern), 407 nucleotides. It is a transcript of the gene LRRC58, whose product is annotated as leucine rich repeat containing 58. The record is from RefSeq and is a predicted model, not a curated record. The annotation marks the transcript as partial. Gene Ontology annotation, molecular function: protein binding. The transcript has 2 exons. NCBI's taxonomy places the organism in Eukaryota, Metazoa, Chordata, Aves, Eurypygiformes, Eurypygidae.